Melanotaenia boesemani (Boeseman's rainbowfish) is the source of this 1201-nucleotide messenger RNA. RefSeq names its product family with sequence similarity 174 member C (gene fam174c). Gene Ontology annotation, cellular component: extracellular region. NCBI's taxonomy places the organism in Eukaryota, Metazoa, Chordata, Actinopteri, Atheriniformes, Melanotaeniidae. The record is from RefSeq and is a predicted model, not a curated record. Bases 157 to 546 code for a protein of 129 amino acids. The transcript has 3 exons.
AACUUCCUUGCUGGGGUUUUUACUCUGUCAACAAGCCGCGUCAGACUUCAGCCAAACGACGUGUGGGUGAAAAACGGAUCCGUUCCGGUAGCGCUUCAAAGUUUCGUCCGUUAUUUUCUUCUCCUUUUAUCGCCGACUCUCUUCACUUGUAAUAAAAUGACUUUUUGCUGGAUUCUUUCAACGGUCCUCGUGCCGUUUUGUUGGAUAUUCGUGUCCGCGGCGCAGAAUUUGACCAACGCCACGAAACAAGUGAACACCACGACGGCCAGACCCACCGUGGCGAACUCCAGCAAGGGGAACUCCACGGACGUUGUGUUUAGUAGUUUCGGCGUGGACAGCUCGAUGGUCCAGAGGGCCAUGUACGUCCUCAUCGUCAUCACCGUAUUCGGAGUGCUUUACUUCCUCGUCCGAGCAGUGCGGAUGAAGAGACCGGCCCAGAAGAAGAAAUACGGCCUGCUGUCCAACUACGACGACUCUGUGGAGAUGGAUGCGAUGGAUAGCGAGGAAGACGACACGCUGUAUGAAGUUCGCCGCCUGCGCAGAUGAGUCCGGCCGUCUCUUAUCUGGUGGAUCGGACCUUCCUCUGCGUGGACAUCAGCUGAUAUUGACGGAAGACCAACAGCUGCUGGAGGAAAACAUGAAAAGGACCAAAGAGACACUAAAGAAACCUGAAAAAUGCCAAAAAUUCCAGCUGUUCCAAGACGCGGAGCAGGAUAAUCAGUCUUUUUUAAAUGUGGUGUUGGAUGGUAGAACUGCUGCUGAGAGGUAGACACUCCGAUGGGUCCUCAUGAAGCCAAAUAGUCCUCUUUUCAUUAUUGUUGUUAUUAUUAUUUCAGUCUUUUUCUAAGAAUUUCCUUAGUGGUUUUCCUGUCUGAGUCUUUGUCCUUUGUGCUUUGAACUACUGUUUCCCGACCUACGAGCUGCUGUUCGGAUCCGACAGCAGCCGCAGGGAGCCAUCAGGAUUUCCCCUCCAUCCUGCAUCCUGCACAGAAAACAAGUGUUUGCAAAACCCCGGUGGUGGGAUUUAUUUUCUGAUGUAUUAAGAUUUAAAGUAUGGAAAUGCAACUUUUUGAAUAAAUGUCUUAUUUCUAAAUAUUUUGGGAGGCUCUGUGAUGGGGCCUUGUUCUUUACAAAAAAAAAAAAAGUUCAUUCUUCUACACAAGAAAUUAUUUUGAUUAAAAAACCAAACAUAUUAAUGACG